AUGUCCUCUGUAAUUGAGCAAAAGGGUUAUAAAGUUACAAAAGAAAUCGGGAAGGGAGGAUAUGGAGUUGUAUAUAAGGCCACGGAUAGAUUUGGAAAGGUCGUCGCGCUCAAAAAAAGUGAUAUCAAGGUGAGUAACGCUCAUUCCUUCCUUCUUUGCUUUUAGGCAAAACUUAGAACUUGUUUCCGUCAGACUUCAUUGUGGACACUUUAGUCAGAUCUUAUACUGCGAAUAUUUUAGAAAGGUAGAGAACAAGGGCUAGAUCUCCGAACGGAAGCCACGUUUAUGAAGAUUUUGAGUCAAGGAGACUCUCCAGAGCGGAAUAAUUUUGUAAAAUACAUUGAUUCGUUUGACGAUGGAGAAUAUUUUAUAUUGGUCAUGGAAUAUGUUGAAAAUGGGAGUUUAUUCGACUACGUGAAGAAGGAACCCAUGUAUUUGGAUGCUGGUAAGAUUUCGAGCAUUUUCAUUGGUCUUUAGACUUGAGCCCAAUCUUUUCUCAUUCCACGCUUGACUGUUACCUAAAAUUAAAGGUUUUUAAAAUUUUGUUGUUUCAGCGGUCUACGUCACUCUACAGAUAGUCAACGCCGUCAACUACAUGCACGACAAAGAGAUUAUGCAUAGAGACCUUUCCCCCGGCAAUAUUCUCGUAGUCCCGAGAAAGGAUAGUCGAUCAAAAUUUAUACCAAAAAUUUGCGAUUUCGGCCUAGCCAAGCACAUGAAGAGGCCUAAGGAGAAGCAUUUUACGGUUUGCGGGACGCCUCAGUUUCAAAAUUUGUAAGUUUCGUCUGUUUUCGGUAUUUUAAGUAUCAAGUACAAUAUAAUCGAUUUAAGUAUUAUACAGAUUUAAAUUUUUUGAUGCCUAUAUUUUCAGCGAUCACAUGAAAAAAGGAUAUGGCCCGGAGGUGGAUUAUUCGUAUAUCGGAGCUCUUCUGUACUUUAUGCUUACUCAGCAGCCCAUUAUUAGGAAGAAUAUUAUGGUGUCAGUUGAUGAGAUUGAACGAAAAAUCGAAAGCCACACGGCUAGGGAUUGGAUAUGCCAGUUAGUUAUGAGUGACAAUGAUUAUGAACGGGCUUUCAACAGGAGGAAGAGCAUAACAACACCUGAAGGUAUAUUGCACUUGAGAAGAACAUGAAGAAUUUGCUUGGAUUUUUUGUUAGUUGACUCAUGGGAUUAUUGCAUAUGUAAAUUCAAAGCGUUUCAGAGAUCAGAUCUCAACUAAAAGCUAUCGAAUGCCGUGACAAAAGCAUUCCAAGAAGUCAGACAAGCCAAAGAAGAAGAUCGACCAGUAGAACCCUCAGGGAAUUGGAGAAUAGAGAGGGGAGAUAUUCAGAAGAUGCGAGAAGGGAUCGAUUUUCUGAUAUGGAGCGAUACAGGGACAGAGAACGAUUUGGGGAGAGAAAUCGGUAUAUUGAUGAAGAGCAUCGGGAAAAUAAUGGCUAUGCAGAUGGAAAGGAACUGUAUCAUGAACCUCCAAGGAUAUCCAGGCCGGAGUCAAGGGAGCGGCAACGGGCUGGGCAGGUGUUAGAGGUGGGUUUGAAUUUGUUCGCAUGUAUCUCUAAUAGUUUUGUUUUUGGGUAUCUAAAACGAUGUAACUUUUAGCUUGACCCUCUCCGUCGGCAACCUUCCCGACCUCCAACUCGAACAGACUCCCAUCGUCGACUUGAUAGCGUAAAUGUUCCGACAAAUGUGGAGACUCGAAGAGAUCGACGGUUAUCUUUGAGGUCAAUUCCAACUCAAGAUCAGCCUUCUCAGCCCCGGUAUAAGUCAGCACCCGGUCAAAAGGUUGCCCCAUGGCCAUUACCUUGGAAUAUGAAGGAGCUGGAACCGAUGAAUAAUGUUUUUACGCAACCGGGAAGAGUAAGUUUUUUUUCGUUUCGGGUAAUAUAAAUUUCAAAAAAAUAAUGUUGAUUUUAGUGUCUGCUGACAAUAAACGGCUCUUACAAGAUUACAAUAGAGGUCCACGACUCUCAGGAAGUUGUAAAUAGAAUAGUGGUCCUGCACGAUGUCUCCAUGCCAUCUCAAUUUAUGACUGUCCAUUACCCAUCUGGAAGGUCGACCCAUCACAAGCAGGCUUUGAAUGACCCUCCGAUCCCUAUCGGAUCAAAAACGAAAGAGAUAACUUCUUGCAGAGAACUGGAUCGUGAUCCGGACCUCAGGAAGAUGUACGAAUACUGUAACAAAUUCAUAUUGUACUGUAGAAACAAACAGGCCAGAUAUAAAGAAGAUGAUCGGAUCAUUGGACUGAUCGGGGAAGUCAAAUGGAGCGGAAGGGUCGAAUUGAGGUGGGGAGAACGUUUGGUCGACUUUGAUCGGGCUGAUGAGGACCUGGUGAUGAAUAGUAUCAAAGGGGGCAACUUUAAUGAAGGUACGGUCAUAUUUUGGAUAUUUCUAUUGUCUGAGUUAAGAUGAACUGACGAUAUUACGAGACUUUGGCCGAGGAGUCCUCAGAGAAGAUCGACGGUUACAAAGGCGGAUAAAGAUGGCUCGGUAAGGACCUUAUUUUUUUAUUAUUUUAUACAUGACAUUAUUUUAGAGAUCUUGGUCUUAUUCCCACAGCUAGCACUGAUGAUAGAAGAAAUGACGAAAACAGAUACCGGUGA
Bursaphelenchus xylophilus (pine wood nematode) is the source of this 2601-nucleotide messenger RNA. The record is from the annotation of a GenBank genome assembly. NCBI's taxonomy places the organism in Eukaryota, Metazoa, Nematoda, Chromadorea, Rhabditida, Aphelenchoididae.